Messenger RNA from Paramecium sonneborni, 448 nucleotides. The record is from the annotation of a GenBank genome assembly. NCBI's taxonomy places the organism in Eukaryota, Ciliophora, Oligohymenophorea, Peniculida, Parameciidae.
AUGUUUUAAAAUAUUGAAAAAAGUGUUUUCUUUUCAAUAUUUUAUGAUAUGAUAAAUUAGUUUUUAUUAUAAUUCAUUAAUUUUAUUAAGUAAAAUCAUACUUUUUACAGCCCUGCAAUUUAAAUUUAUUGUUUUAUGUAUGAAUAUUUAAACAAUUGAAGUUUACAUAUCAUGUUUAAGUUACGAAAUGAUGUCCCAGAGGAAACUAGGAGAGAUGUUUUAUUAUUUCAGAAGAAAUAUUUCAAGUAGAUAACUUUAUAAUAGGAUUUCAAUCUUGGUUACUGUUUCAAACUUUUUUUACCAAAAUCUAGUGCUUGUGCGCUAACUAAUUUACUAAAGCAAAGAAUCAAUGGAAAAAAUUUGAAGAAAUAAAAACUAUUCAAAAUAGAAAAAGAAUGUAGUUAACUUAAUUUUAGGAUAAAAUUACUGGAAAGAAGAAAAGAAUGAG